This is a messenger RNA of Paramuricea clavata, 193 nucleotides long. The record is from the annotation of a GenBank genome assembly. NCBI's taxonomy places the organism in Eukaryota, Metazoa, Cnidaria, Anthozoa, Malacalcyonacea, Plexauridae.
AUGGGCGAUCGUUUAAAAGAGCUGUUUAUUACCGUGUGUACGAUGGGUAAAAGCUUACCGGCGGAAUAUUUAGGCUUUGAGCCUGUGGCUUUGAAUAACGACAAAUCUUUCAGUGUUAGCCGAUCCAAGACCAAGGCUGCUCGAGUGUCUACCGAUAAUAGAUCAUCUAAUCAUGUAAGUUCAGUACAGAAAA